GGCGCGCGGACCCCGGCCCGGUUCUGACCGGCCUGGCCAGCACUCCCGCGCAAACACCAUGCUCUUCUAUUCCUUUUUCAAGUCCCUUGUGGGCAAGGACGUGGUGGUGGAACUCAAGAAUGACCUGAGCAUCUGUGGAACGCUCCAUUCUGUGGAUCAGUAUCUCAACAUCAAAUUAACGGAUAUCAGUGUCACCGACCCUGAGAAAUACCCCCAUAUGUUGUCGGUGAAGAACUAUGUUCAGUUGCCAGCAGAUGAGGUUGACACACAGUUACUGCAAGAUGCAGCAAGGAAGGAGGCCCUGCAGCAGACACAGUGACAGUCCCGCGGCCCUCUGCCCUCCUGGCCCAGCCAGGACCCUCCCCUAGAC
Messenger RNA from Sorex fumeus (smoky shrew), 370 nucleotides. RefSeq names its product U6 snRNA-associated Sm-like protein LSm2. Gene Ontology annotation, molecular function: RNA binding. Lineage: Eukaryota; Metazoa; Chordata; Mammalia; Eulipotyphla; Soricidae. Gene Ontology annotation, cellular component: precatalytic spliceosome; P-body; Lsm1-7-Pat1 complex. The record is from RefSeq and is a predicted model, not a curated record. The transcript has a single exon. Bases 59 to 319 code for a protein of 86 amino acids. Gene Ontology annotation, biological process: mRNA splicing, via spliceosome.